This is a messenger RNA of Thunnus maccoyii (southern bluefin tuna), 3846 nucleotides long. RefSeq names its product pre-B-cell leukemia homeobox 1a (gene pbx1a). Gene Ontology annotation, molecular function: RNA polymerase II cis-regulatory region sequence-specific DNA binding; DNA-binding transcription factor activity, RNA polymerase II-specific. The transcript has 11 exons. Lineage: Eukaryota; Metazoa; Chordata; Actinopteri; Scombriformes; Scombridae. Gene Ontology annotation, biological process: embryonic organ development; eye development; regulation of transcription by RNA polymerase II. The record is from RefSeq and is a predicted model, not a curated record. The coding region runs from base 1878 to 3164 and encodes 428 amino acids. Gene Ontology annotation, cellular component: nucleus.
UUCUCACCUCAGCCAUCCCUCUUUCUGAGCUGCGUGGUAGUUAUUUUUCAUCGCGGCGAGCUGGCCGAGGCAGUAAAUACCCUGCUCCUCAGACUGCGGACCCAGAGUGACCCUGCAACCUCCGUGUCUCUGAUGCCUCUCCCAAGGUCUCUCAUUCCAAGGCCCCUGUGAUGCAGCGCUCUGGUUGCAGCGCAGACCCUGUAAUUCACCAGCCUGCUAGAUCGCCUGCCAGGAGCUAUUGAUUUUUGUUUCCCCAAUCUCCAGGAGAGAGGGAAAGAAAAGAUUAAAAACACUUUGUCAGUUUGGUAGGGAAUAAGAAUUCUGCGCAGGGGGAUACCUAGGAGGGCACGGGGUCACGGCUGAGGUACUGUACGUCUUUAUGGCUUUAACUAUUUCCACACCACGGACAUCUCUGUCUGUGGCUCUCGCUCUCUCUUUGUCUUUCUUUCUGUACAGAGAAAAUUCAACAGUGGAAUAGAAGCAGGUGUUGUUACUCAGGAAUGACCUCUCCUGCUCCUCUUGGUAUACACGGCGCUGUAUGACAUGAAAGUCGAUGACUGUGUUUAAAUGCACGCACACACACACAAAAACUGAUUAAAGUCAGAAAAUCCAAUAAAGUGUCUGCAUGCUUUUCAUAAGUCUGAUUACUCUAAAACACCAGUUUACAUGCAGUGUGGUCAGUGAUUAGAUUUCCUCCUACACCCUCCAAAAAAAAAGACAUUACUUCACCACCAUUUCAGUUUUUUCCAGCAUAUAGAUGAAUAUUGACAUAGAUACCAACUUCUAAAUCAUUCACUCACUCAUCCUUGUUGACAUCAAGUUCUAGUCUAUGUAGCUAACUAGCUAGCAAAUUUAACCGUUGAAGAUUGGGAGUCACAAAAAAGGAAAAAUGGGAAUCUCUGUAUGGAUUUAGGUUAUAACUAUAAAAUGAAAGCCAAUUUUAGUUUUCCAUUAAGCACAAAUAUUUGACAACUGGACUGUUUUGACAAUCCAUGUUUGUCAGCCUCAGCUAGACGUUAGCUGCAGCUAGGCUAGCCAUGUAUGCACCAACUGCUUCUUCUGUUGUGUUUCUCUAGUUUCUUUCCUUUCUCCUUCUGGCUCCAUAUAUUUAUGAAAUGUAGUCAUAACCUCUCUCCAUAAGCGAAAGAGUUUUACUCAAGUUGUGACAUUUUUAACUUGCCUCAAUUUGUGCCUCCCAUUGCAAAUUUGCAUUCACUCUUUUUAUACCAUUGAUUUUAUAUGCAGUUGUGCCACCUCUUAAUUUCACACCUGUGAGAAGAAAAAAUCUCAGUUUAUUUAAUCUUGUUGUUUGUUUACUUGUUGAACAUAACUAACAUUACUAAGCUUGCUUUCCCUCAUUCAAGCUAGCCAAGCGUUUCUGGAAACUGAAUCGUCUUCAUGACAACUUAGCAAACUCUGUCCACUGAAGAAGACCAUGAAAUACAGUUAAAAGCUUAGGAAAAAGCGGCUUUUGAGGUUAACAUCUCUUAAGUCCAAUCUAUUGUGUGAAACCAUCAGCCAGUGCACACUAAAUCAGCUUGAUUGCAUGCCAGCAAGAAGAUAAAAGGCUCGGAGUAGCGGUGCAGGAGUGGCCAAAGCCUAAAGCAGCGAUUCAGAUCAGAUUUCACCUAAACCAGCUGGGAGAGAAACCGAGAGAGAGAGAGAGGGAGAGAGAGAGAGAGAGAGAGAGAGGAUUUGUCAGUCUCCCUCCUCCCAAAUCCAGAAAAGCUUACCAAGGAAAAGGAGGAGUGUCGGAGCUGAGAGAUACGCAGAGGAAUCCAGAGGAAUUUCCGAGGAUAUUUUUCUCUAUUUUUUUUUCUCUUCUUGCUAUUGAAAUUUAAAAGUUGGAGGCGAGGCAGCGGGGACCGUGGUCAAGGAUGGACGAGCAGCCGCGGUUGAUGCACUCGCACGGGGUAGGCAUGGCCGGACACCCCGGCCUGGCGCAGCAUAUGCAGGAUGGCACGGCGGGGACGGACGGAGAGGGAAGGAAGCAGGACAUCGGAGACAUAUUACAGCAAAUAAUGACCAUCACAGACCAAAGCUUAGACGAAGCGCAGGCGAGGAAACAUGCACUGAACUGCCACAGAAUGAAACCUGCUCUCUUCAACGUGUUGUGUGAAAUAAAGGAGAAAACAGUGCUCAGUAUCCGUGGUGCCCAGGAGGAGGAACCUCCAGAUCCUCAGCUGAUGCGACUGGACAACAUGCUGCUGGCGGAGGGCGUGGCCGGGCCAGAGAAAGGCGGCGGGUCGGCAGCUGCAGCAGCCGCAGCAGCAGCCACCGGUGGCGUCGGUGCCGAUAACUCAGCAGAACACUCCGACUACCGGGCCAAGCUGUCGCAGAUCCGACAAAUUUACCACACAGAGCUGGAGAAGUAUGAACAGGCGUGCAAUGAGUUCACCACCCAUGUGAUGAACCUGCUGAGGGAGCAGUCUCGAACACGACCCAUCUCGCCCAAAGAGAUCGAGCGCAUGGUCAGCAUCAUCCACCGCAAAUUCAGCUCCAUCCAGAUGCAGCUGAAACAGAGCACCUGCGAGGCCGUCAUGAUCCUGCGCUCACGCUUUCUCGAUGCCAGACGAAAGAGGAGGAACUUCAACAAACAGGCGACAGAGAUUCUAAACGAGUACUUUUACUCCCAUCUCAGUAACCCCUAUCCCAGCGAGGAGGCCAAAGAAGAGCUGGCCAAAAAAUGCAGCAUCACAGUGUCACAGGUAUCAAACUGGUUUGGGAACAAGAGAAUCCGAUACAAGAAAAACAUCGGCAAGUUCCAAGAAGAGGCCAAUAUGUACGCAGCGAGGACCGCAGUCAAUGCAACCAGUGUUUCUGCUCACGGCAGCCAGGCAAACUCCCCAUCAACUCCCAAUUCAGCAGGUUCUGCUGGCUCUUUUAACAUGUCAAACUCCGGAGACUUGUUCAUGAGUGUGCAGUCCCUCAAUGGGGACUCAUACCAAGGGGGGCAGGUUGGGGCCAACAUACAAUCCCAGGUGGAUACCCUUCGCCAUGUUAUCAGCCAGACCGGAGGAUACAGUGACAGCCUCGCAGCCAGCCAGAUGUACAGUCCACAGGGCAUCAACACAAACGGUGGCUGGCAAGAUGCUCCAACUCCUUCGUCAGUGACAUCACCCACGGAAGGACCCGGAAGCGUUCAUUCGGAUACUUCCAACUGAAUAUAUCCAUCUAUACACCUCAUCCAUAAAAAAAACAUGAACUGACCUUCCUAUCCACAGUAUUAAACAAAAGGAAUUCACUGUCGCACAGUUUGGAGAUGGACUGUGAAAUCCUAACCAGAAAAAACAAAUCAUAUUUCCUCUGCUUAUAACGUUGGACAUUUGGGAUACAAACAACAAGUUUCACAAUAAAAAUCAAAACAACACUGCGAUCGAUGGAGAAGUUUGUACAGAUUUCACAUUAUAUUCAGAGGGCUGGGGUUACUUAUUCACUCGUAAUGUUUUCACUCAUCAUGAGGAAAUGAUAUGAUAAAGUAAAUAAAUCCAACCAUUGGUUUUAACCGAAAAUACGUCAUUCUACCUCUCAGCCACUAAAAGAAGAAAGUAGAAAAAAUGUCAGUGACCAUUAUUUGUUUUGUAAAAAUGAAACUUUUGUCUUUGCAAGCAAGAGGCACAUCUUCUUACUUACAUUUUGUUGUCUCUCACCUAUUCUAUGGUACGCCAUUUUAGACUUAAAUAUUGCUCAGUUGUUUACAAUGUGUGCUUGAUAAAGUAUGUUCAUCUUCCCCUCUUGGCUCCGACAAGUUAAAACAGAGUUCUGUCAGGAGAUUAUACCUCUAAGGUAACCCUGUGAAGUAUGUUAUCUGUAAAACAAUAAAUAAAUACUUGUCAUCAAAUCGGA